UCUUCCUAAAGGUUUUGCAAAUUUUCAAAAAAUUUGGGGAUUUUUUUUGCUGAAUUUUGGGAUUUUUUUUCAGACAAGGAAACAAUAUUUUUUGGUGCCCGUAAAUGAAGACAACAGGAGGAUUAAUGAGUUACUACAGAGACAAAGUCCAGAUGAAGAUCAGUUCUACUCUUUUGUAGGAUGUCCGUGUUUACGAUGCAGCGCUGAUGUCCGUCCGUGUUCCGCGCUCCGGUCGGACGGGGAUUUCUGUUGAAUUGCGCGCUCACUUCCGCUUUUGAUGACGUUUCGUGCUCAGACGAUUCGUCGGCGCGUCGUUAGCGGCAGCCCUACUCUGUUGUGUUCAUUAGAAGGGAGGCGCUGCUCUGCUCAUGUGAUCCAAGUACAGAGUUCAGGAAGAAAACAAAAGUUUCACUGAGUUCAGACUCCAUUUUACAGCGGACAGAGAACGACAACAAGACUGACUGAAGUCCACAAGAUGAGUGAUCGUGAGGAGGAGGAGUUUCCAGCCUCCAGCCAUCUGUCUAUGAAGAGUGACCGGUCCAAAAAUGAUCCUCCAUUCUUCAGUAAAGAACCUGAACCUUCAGACACAAAAGUGAUGAAGAGGAGAGGAGUUUGUGUGGAGGAGCAGCCGUCCUGCUGUGCUCGGUGUCAGGACGUCCUGAAGGAUCCAGUCUCUAGCAGCUGUGGACACUGGUUCUGCAGACAGUGCAUCAGCUCAUACUGGGACCAGUCUGCUCUAUCAGGACACUCCUCCUGUCCCCAGUGUGGAGAAAGAUCCAGAAGCAGCAGCUGUGGACAAAGUGUUAGUCUGCAGGAGGUUCUGCAGGAACAUAAGAUGAGUCUGAGGAGGAGAUGUGAACAUGUGACUGAAGGAAGUGAUGAAGCAGGAGGUGGACCCCUCCUCAACAGGAUCUACACUGAGCUCUACAUCACAGAGGGACACAGUGGAGAGGCUGAUGUCCAACAUGAGGUGGGGCAGCUGGAGACAGCUUCCAAGAAGAGCCUCCAUGACACUCCCAUCAGGUUCCAGGACAUCUUCAAAGCCUUACCUGAGCAGCAGAGAGCCAUCAGAGUGGUCCUAACCAACGGCGUGGCUGGCGUGGGAAAAAGCUUCUCAGUGCUGAAGUUCACUCUGGACUGGGCAGAGGGCGGAGAAAACCAAGACGUCAGUGUGGUGGUGGUGCUUCCGUUCAGGGAGCUGAACUUGAUCAGAGAUGAGCAGCACAGUCUUCUCACGCUGCUCCAUGUUUUCCAUCCAACGUUACAGAAAGUGACGGCAGAGCAGCUGGCUGUCUGUAAACUUUUGUUCAUCUUUGACGGUCUGGAUGAAAGCAGACUUUCACUGGAUUUCACCAACAGGAAGGUUGUGUCUGACGUCAGCCAGAAGUCAUCGCUGGACGUUCUGCUGGUGAACCUCAUGGACGGGAAUCUGCUUCCCUCAGCUCUGGUCUGGAUCACUUCCCGCCCUGCGGCAGCCAAUCAGAUCCCUCCUAAACAUGUGGACAGGUUAACAGAAGUACGAGGCUUCACCGACGGCCAGAAGGAGGAGUACUUCAGGAGGAGGUUCAGUGAUGAAGAGCACUCCAGCACAAUCAUCUCCCACAUGAAGACAUCCAGGAACCUCCACAUCAUGUGUCGACUCCCACUGUUCUGCUGGAUCACUGCUACAGUUCUGGAGCACGUGUUGAGCACAGAGCAGAGAGGAGAGCUGCCCAAGACCAUGACUGACAUGUUCUCACACUUCUUGCUGGUUCAGACACAGAGGAAGAAGAACAAGUACCAUGAGGGACCUGAGACGAGUCCACAGGAGCUGAUGGAGGCUGACAGGGAAGUUCUUCUGAAGCUGGGGAGGCUGGCCUUUGAACAUCUGGAGAAAGGAAACAUCAUGUUCUACCAAGAAGACCUGGAGCAGUGUGGUCUGGAUGUGACAGAGGCCUCGGUGUUGUCAGGAGUUUGUACCCAGAUCUUCAGAAGAGAGUGUGUGAUGUUCCAGAAACCAGUCUACAGCUUUGUUCAUCUGAGCAUUCAGGAGUUUCUGGCUGCGGUCUACAUGUUCCACUGUUACAGUAACAGGAACACUGAGGUUCUGGAGAAGUUCCUGGGAAAAGACUGGAACGUUGAUGAUGAGGAGGAGGAAGAGGAGGAUAACACAGACCUCUCAUCCCUGGAUGUUUUCCUGGACAGAGUCAUGGAGAAAUCCCUCAGAAGUAGAAAUGGUCACCUGGACCUGUUUGUUCGUUUCCUUCAUGGCCUCUGUCUGGAGUCCAACCAGAGACUCUUAGGAGGUCUGCUGGGUCAGACAGAGAACCAUCCCGAAACGAUCCACAGAGUUAUCAACAACCUGAAGACAAAGAACAGUUAUGGAAUGUCUCCAGACAGAAGUAUCAACAUCUUUCACUGUCUGAUGGAGAUGAAGGAUCUCUCAGUUCAUCAGGAGAUCCAAAAGUUCCUGCAUUCAGAGAACAGAUCAGUGGAGGAACUCUCUGAGAUCCACUACUCAGCUCUGGCCUCCAUGCUGCAGAUGUCAGAGGAGGUUCUGGAUGAGUUGUACCUGGACAACUACUGGACAUCAUAUGAGGGAAAACUGAGACUGAUUCCAGCUGUGAGGAACUGCAGAAAGGCUCGACUUACUAACUGUGAACUCUCAGAGAGUCACUGUGAAGUCGUGGCCUCAGCUCUGAAGUCCAAGCCCUCCCAUCUGAUAGAUCUGGACCUGAGCUGCAACAAGCUGCAGGAUUCAGGAGUGAAGCAUCUUUGUGAUGGACUGCAGAGUCCAAACUGUAAACUGGAGACUCUCAGAUUGGGGAACUGCAGUUUGUCGGAGAUCAGCUGUGAUUCUCUGGUCUCAGUUCUGAAGUCCAACCCCUCACAUCUGGAACAUCUUGUCCUGAGCGGCAACGACCUGCAGGACUCAUCAGUGAAACAUCUGAGUGGUUUUCUGGAGAGUCCAGACUGCAUCCUGAAGACUCUGGGAUUGUGGAGCUGCAGGUUGUCAGAGAUCAGCUGUGAUUCAGUGGUCUCAGCUCUGAAGUCCAACCCCUCCCAUCUGGAACAUCUGAACCUGAGCAGGAACAACCUGAAGGAUUCAGGAGUGAAACAUCUGUGUGGUUUUCUGGAGAGUCCAGACUGCAUCCUGAAGACUCUGGAACUGAGGUGGUGUGAGUUGACAGAGAUCAGCUGUGAUUCUCUGGUCUCAGCUCUCAAGUCCAACCCCUCCCAUCUGGAACAUCUGGACCUGAGUGAAAAUGAAGAACUGUGUGAUUCAGGAGUGAAACAUCUGUGUGGUUUUCUGGAGAGUCCAGACUGCAUCCUGAAGACUCUGGAAUUGAGAGGGUGCAGUUUGUCAGAGAUCAGCUGUGAUUCUCUGGUCUCAGCUCUGAAGUCCAACCCCUCCCAUCUGGAAUAUCUGGACCUGAGAUGGAGCAACCUACAGCAUUCAUCAGUGAAACAUCUGUUAGAUCUUGAGGAGAGUCCAGACUGCAGCCUGAAGUAUCUGAGCUGGAAUAUUUAAUGAUCAGGACGGUGUUUGUUGAGAGGAUGAAGUGUGUCCUGAUGAUCCAGAGGUUGAAGCAGCAGCUGGUGUGUAGAGACUCUGACUGGACCAUGUUACUGGGAGGUGGACUAGGAACCAGUGUAAAGUGUGUUGUUGUCACUGAGUAGUUUAGUGUUGCAGCUCCACACUGAAAGAUGGAGAAGUGCAGUUACCCUCGUGUCGUCCUGUGGGUCAAAUUGACCCAUUUUAAAGUUUAAAAUAUAAAUAUUUUCACAGUGAAACUUCUGAUGUCCACAUUUUCAACAUUUUGGGGAAUUUGUUGAACACUUUUUCGGUGGAAUAAAAAGAAAUGUUAAAAAUGUUUCUUUCUGAACAUUCAGAAAAAAAAAAUCAACCAAAAUCUGGCGAAUUUCGCCGGAUUU
This is a messenger RNA of Acanthochromis polyacanthus (spiny chromis), 3915 nucleotides long. Its product is annotated as NACHT, LRR and PYD domains-containing protein 3-like. NCBI's taxonomy places the organism in Eukaryota, Metazoa, Chordata, Actinopteri, Pomacentridae. Bases 476 to 3511 code for a protein of 1011 amino acids. Gene Ontology annotation, molecular function: protein binding. The record is from RefSeq and is a predicted model, not a curated record. The transcript has 10 exons.